Messenger RNA from Aspergillus brunneoviolaceus CBS 621.78, 1321 nucleotides. RefSeq names its product class I SAM-dependent methyltransferase. The record is from RefSeq and is a predicted model, not a curated record. The coding region runs from base 251 to 1177 and encodes 308 amino acids. The transcript has 8 exons. Lineage: Eukaryota; Fungi; Ascomycota; Eurotiomycetes; Eurotiales; Aspergillaceae. Gene Ontology annotation, molecular function: methyltransferase activity.
CCCAUCCCACUGGGAGCAACUCUUAUGGGCACGCACAGGACCCGGAGCCCCACGGCCACCAACCGCCCCACGCUCCUUUGUCGCCUCUUGGACCGGAGAGUCCCCCUCCAGAGCACGAAGACUUUGUUACCGACACCGAGGUAAGUUAGGUUUUGUGUCUGCGGCCCGACCCGGAGUGUCCACUGGGUGAUCCUUGGUUCCUUGGUCCUUGGUUGACUGUGGACUCUGCAUUUGCCCCCUCCCGCAGUCGAUGCGCAGUGACUAUGAUGAGGACUUCAUGGAUUCCUAUUCGCUCUCUUCCAGUAUCCUCGACUACCAGUAUGAGAAUGGUCGUCGAUACGCCAGCUUUCGCUCGGGAAACUACAUGAUGCCGAAUGACGAAGAGGAACAAGAAAGGCUGGACUUGACUCAUCACAUCUACCUCAUGCUAAUGGGAGGCGAGUUGUUCAACGCCCCCAUCAAGAACCCCCAGAAAGUGCUCGACCUGGGCACAGGGACCGGCAACUGGGCCAUCGAUUUCGCCGACCAGUACCCCGGUGCCGUCGUAGUGGGCAAUGAUCUCAGCCCCAUCCAGCCCGCCUGGGUGCCCCCCAACGUGGAUUUCUUCGUCGACGACUACGAAUCCGACUGGCUCGAGAAGAUGAAUGCCUACGACUUCAUCCACUCCCGCAACCUAGCAGGCUGCGUCGUCGACUGGCACCGUCUGAUUCGACAAGCCUACGACCACCUCAAACCAGGUGGAUACCUCGAACUCCAAGAGAGCGCCGUCUGGGCGUGGAGCGACGACGGCACGCUCAGGAUGGACUCGCCGCUGAUGGAGUACCUGAUGUCGCUGAACGACGCGGCGCACAUGAUCGGCCGGGAGCUGAACAUCUACAUCGACCUGAAGCCGUGGCUGAUCGCGCACGGCUUCGAGGACGUGCACGAGCAGACCUACAUCCUGCCCUUCUCGCCGUGGCCGCAGGACCCCCGGCUGCGCGAGAUCGGGCGCGUGCAGGCCGCCAUGGUCGAGAAGGCCGUCGAGGCGUAUGGCCUGCGGCUGUGUACGCAGGUGCUGGGCUGGAGUCAGGAACGGACGAAGCUCAUGCAAGGCUUGGUGCGCCAGCAGUUGAAGGAUCGGUCCUUGCAUUCAUAUACUAAGAUUAAGGUUGCCUAUGGGAGGAAGCCUUUGAUUUAGCUGGACAGCAAUCAGCAACUGGGUGUGGUUUGGCGUUCUGGUCUAAUGAACGGUCUGGAAGAUCCUGGUUGACACAGUGAGAGAUGCAAUACCGGAUCACCGGGUUCGCGAUACAGAGCUAGGGAAAAAAAAAGCAAUGGGAUA